CCCAGUGGAAAGACCAGAAUGGCGAAUGUCAAACCACAGGAUUACAAUGUGGGGGCUUAUCUGGGACAUCGAAUGGAGCAGCUUGGAGUCCGUGACUACUUUGUCGUACCAGGCAAGGCCCUACCCCUAGGAGAAAGCAACUUGAACAGGAUCAUUAACCUCUAUGUAGGGGACUCCAACCUGAGCCUCCUCGAUAAUCUCCUCGAAAACCCACGUUUACGAAUGGUACAAUGUUGCAAUGAGCUGAACACGGGAUACGCUGCAGAUGGCUAUGCACGUGCGUCGGAGGCGAAAGCAGCGGCGGUUGUCGUCCCAUACAUAGUGGGAGGUCUAUCCAUCCUGAACGCCAUAUCGGGUGCCUGUUCAGAGCGACUUAAGGUCAUCGUUCUGUCGGGCUGUCCACCGACUAGUGUAUUCACCGGCAAUAAAGCAACGCAUCAUACACCGUCGCCCUCAAAUAAGGACCAGGCCCUUCACGCUUUUCAAGGAGUAACAGCUGCAUCAGUACGUGUCGACACUGUGGAAUCCGCCGCAGAUGUAAUUGAUCAUGCCAUCGGUAAAUGUAUACAACAAUCGCUACCGGUAUAUAUCGAACUUCCGAAUGACAUUGCCGGCGCCCCAUGUCGUUUCCCGAUACCCUUAAACCAGAAGGUAGAGGAAGCGACCCAGACAAACAAAGAAGGGGAGGCGUUAGAGGCUAUGACAAACCUAUGGAACUCUUCUCACAGACCAGUACUACUUCUUGGAAGUCAGGUACAAGUAUUGCUUUCGCGAGAUAUCAUCCAAUGCCUUGCUGAGAAACUUGGUUGCCCGGUCUUGUGCCAACCAGACGGGCGUCGGAUAUCGGAAUCCCACCCCCAGUAUUGGGGCACUUUCUGGCCUGGAUUGCUCAACCGCGAAGGAGAGAAACUUGUCCUGAGCUCUGAUCUUUGGCUCGCAGUAGGAGUCUCCUGGUCGGACCUACAUACUCCCUCCAUUGACGUAAAGAACGAGGCCCACCGUUUGAUCAGUUUUGACUAUAACAGCGUCGGAUUGCCGGGAGGCAAAGUCAUUACCCCGAUAAGCGUUAGCAAAUUGGUCUCCGCGAUGAUCGAUAGCACCAGCAUUCGCCCAGCGGAAUUUCUUCCUGGCUUCAAACCAAGCCACCCCGCUAGCAUCCAAGCCGAAAUCAAAACUUCUCAUGAUGCAUUGACAGUGCGGAGUUUGCUUUCUGGCAUUCAGAGUCUGGUACAGGAUACCUCCACAUUGGUGGCAGAUUCAGGCGACACAUGGUUUGCUGCGAGCCAUAUCAAACUGCCAGCUGGGGUGGACCUGCACAUGCAACUUCCCUAUGCAUCGAUUGGAUGGAGCGUGCCAGCAGCCCUUGGCGCUCAAGUAGCUCGUCCUCACGGCCGUAUCGUUCUUAUGGUAGGCGAUGGUGCAUUUCAAAUGACGGCCCAAGAGAUAGGCACAAUGAUUCGGAUGAAACUGAAUCCGAUCAUUUUGCUGUUCAAUAAUCUGGGAUACAAGACUGAGACUGCAGUGCAUGAAGGCCCAUAUAACUAUAUUGCGAACUGGGACUAUACCAAGCUGGCUACCUCGUUCUUGGACAAGCCCCAUGCGCAACCUUCUAACCCGUAUGCAACGGAGAAGUCAGAUCUGGAUGCAAUUCCCGCGUUUGCCGAGAAAAUCCAGACCCAGGCGGACCUCCUGCGGGCAAUAGAGAGGGUAUCCACAGAGAGCGAUAAGCUUGCGUUCUUGGAGUGCUGUAUCCAGCCAGACGAUAUGACGCCAGAGCUGCGAGCCUUGGGAGAGAAGGAUUCUGCACAAUCACCCCGCCUUGACGCACUCACUCAAUUACACGCAAUAUCCUCAGCUACAGACCCAAAUCCUUUGCUGUUCAUAGCAGACAUGACUGAUGCACAAGAUUCUGACUGUGAAGACUUUCACUCUUCACAUGGUCGAGACUAUGAUACGUUUGUGCAGGAGACAGCUGGAAUUCGAAGGCUUUACGAGGCUGGAGUUCCCUUUUUCACAAAGGAACAGCUCCGUGACCUUAGUAGGCAGCUUAAAGAAGCAGAAAACUCCGAAAAGCGAGAGGUACUCAUCAAGGGAUUAGAGGGCACUGAAGAAACUUUUGAAGUCAGAACUGGUGUCACCAGGGCUGGGUCGGAGCCCGGUACAGAAUGGGUUCUCAAGGCACCAGCCAUCGAAUACCGCACCUUUGGGUUCCUCACCUCGUACAGGGCGUACCAGAUGGAUGGAUAUAGUGACCUCAGCCUAAGGGUUCUCCACUACAUGGAGUUGCGCGACGAAGUUACGAAAGAGUUACGACCUGGAUUCCGCUACAUUGUGGAUUCGGUUAAGACAAUCAAUGAUUCCUUUACAACCAGCAUCCAGACCUGGGAAGCCAGCGAAUCAUACACGCAACUGCAGAAGAUCAUCGAAUCGCGUGAGAACCUCCCUCCGAUCACAAAGAUUGUUGCCCUCGCGCUAGGUACUAUGCAGCCUCGUUCGAUUGAGAAUUGGGACCAUCGGUCUGAGUUUCAGCAUGCCUUGGCCUUGACAUUGCGUCGCAUCGUGAGUAAGUGCCAGGGAGAGACAGCCGACAAAAUCGAAUGCUUCGCACAGGACCCUGCCUACACCGCUAUUGACAAGUCGAUUCUCGAGAAAUACGAAAUCACUUGUCUGGAGGAUCCAGAUGCUUUCGUAGAGAUUGAUGAUUCCACUAUUGUCUUGACCUUCGCGCCGGAUGUGCCCGUGAGACAAAUCGUUGCGGACAUUGCUCGGCCUGCGAUGAUGAUUUGGAAUACAUGCGAGGAUGAGAUAUGGUUGCAUAACGGUCGUGAGCAGUUCAUGACGGAUCCCUUCUCUGCACGGCUGAGAAAUAUGAUGAUGAAGGCCUAUGACCGAAUUGAGUUCUUGAGUGACGAGGAAUGGUUCGGCGAGGUGGCGAUCUUUAUUCGGCGUGACUGA
Molecule: messenger RNA, 2955 nt
Organism: Aspergillus nomiae NRRL 13137
Lineage: Eukaryota; Fungi; Ascomycota; Eurotiomycetes; Eurotiales; Aspergillaceae
Exons: 6
Coding region: 19-2955 (978 amino acids)
Molecular function (GO): magnesium ion binding; thiamine pyrophosphate binding; carboxy-lyase activity
Source: RefSeq, a predicted model, not a curated record